Messenger RNA from Spirodela intermedia, 3604 nucleotides. NCBI's taxonomy places the organism in Eukaryota, Viridiplantae, Streptophyta, Magnoliopsida, Alismatales, Araceae. The record is from the annotation of a GenBank genome assembly.
AUGUUCCUCCUCCUAGUGGUCGCCUUCUCUCUGUGCCGCUCACUGCCAGCGGCGGCGGGGGCGACGGAGGCCGAGGCGCUCGUGAGAUGGAAGGCCAGCUUGGAUCCCGCGCCGUCGCUGGCCUCUUGGAGGCUGGGCCUCAACGCUUCCGCCGCCAGCCCCUGCAGCUGGUCCGGCAUCACCUGCAACUCCGCCCGCAGCAGCGUUGUCGGGAUCAAGUUGGCCGACCAUAAGCUUACUGGAACCAUGGCUAAUCUCGAUUUCCCGUCGUUACGCAAUCUCAUUCGCCUCAACCUCGCCAACAACAAGCUGACUGGUUCCAUUCCCGCCAACAUCUCGGUGCUGUCCAAGCUCUCCUACCUCGAUCUGAGCAACAACUUUUUCAACGGUACUCUGCCCCCGGAGAUCUCUCAGCUCUCGGAGAUCCUCGAGUUAGACCUCUCCCAUAACAAACUCGGGGGACAGGUCCCGCGCCAGAUAAGCCGUCUCCGCAAGUUGAGCUACCUUGACCUCUCGCAGAACGAAUUCACCGGCCCGAUCCUGGACACAGUGGCCGGAAAUCUGACAAUGCUCGAAUCCCUCUACCUCUACGAGAACAAGUUCACCGGACAAAUACCGGCCUCCAUUUCCAGCCUUACAAGGCUUGAAGAGCUCAGUCUCGGGGCGAACAACUUCACCGGGGGGAUUCAGCCUUCUCUGGGUUCUAUUCCCGGCCUUCGGAUACUAGAGCUCGACCAAAAUCCCCUGGGCGGCCCGAUCCCUUCUUCCUUGGGGAAUCUCCGGCUGCUCGAGAACCUGGUUCUCAACAAGGCCGCAUUGAAUUCUUCCAUCCCGACAGGUCUGGGAAGUUGCAGGAACCUUAGCUACCUCGAACUGUCCGGCAACCAGCUGACGGGAGAGUUGCCGCUUUCCUUCGCGGGCAUUGGGGCAAUGUCGGAAUUCGGCGUCUCGGACAAUCUUCUCUCCGGCGAGAUUCCGGCGGUCUUCUUCCGCAAUUGGACUCUCCUUAGAUCAUUCCAAAUUCAAAGUAAUUCCUUCACCGGUCUGAUUCCUCCCGAGAUCGGACUGGCGAGGAGCCUCACGACCCUGUUCCUCUACUCGAACAAGCUAACAGGAUCCAUCCCCCAGGAGAUCGGGAAUUUGAUAAAUCUGGAAUCGAUCGAUUUCUCUGACAACUCGCUCAGCGGACAGAUCCCACGUACCAUCGUAAAGCUUCAGCGACUUACCAAGCUGCACCUGCAAAUAAAUAAUCUCACGGGCCCGAUCCCAGAAAAGAUCGGAAACAUGACGGCUCUCCAGUCAAUAGACCUCGACACCAACCAGCUCAGCGGGGAGAUUCCCACAAGCAUCACCAAACUCAAGGAUCUUUCCGUUUUAUACCUCUACAGUAAUAACUUCAGCGGCAGUCUCCCCCCGGAUUUGGGGAAGAAUGCGCUAUUAGCCAACGUGAGCUUCGCGAUCAACAGAUUAACCGGCGAACUGCCGCAAGACUUGUGCAAAGGCUACGGGUUAGUACACUUCACUGCAUCCGAGAACAACUUCACCGGACGACUGCCAAGCUGCCUGCGGAAUUGCUCGAAGCUCGAGAGGGUCCGCCUGCACUCGAACCACUUCACCGGGGACAUAGCGGAAGCAUUUGGCGUACAUCCGGAGUUGCGGUACCUGGAACUCACGGGAAACCAGUUGACCGGCGAGCUCUCGCCGGAUUGGGGACGAUGCGUGAAGCUCGAAUCUCUUCUGCUUGGUGGCAAUAGAAUCACCGGGAAGAUCCCUUCGGUGCUUUUGAGCUUGCCAGAGCUACGAAACGUGGAUUUAUCUUCCAAUCUCCUCACAGGAGAGAUUCCCCCCCUCCUGGGCAAUUCGAGCAAGGUGUUUAGUCUCAACCUGAGCCACAAUCGGAUCUCCGGCGAAAUUCCUCCGGCGAUCGGCGACCUCUCCGAGCUCCGACAGCUGGAUUUAUCCGGCAACAGGCUUCUCGGCUUAAUUCCUGCCCAGCUCGGCGCACUCGAUAAACUACAGGCGCUGGAUCUCAGCGACAACAAUCUCACGGGAAGAAUACCAGAUGAGCUCGGGAACCUGGUCAGUCUGCAGAUGUUACUGGAUCUCAGCAAUAAUUCCCUCUCCGGCCCCCUACCAUCUAACUUAGGCAAGCUGAUCAAUCUGGAGGUCCUCAACGUAUCCCACAAUCACCUCUCCGGCUCAAUACCGAACAGUUUCUCCGGCAUGGUAAGCUUAAACUCUGUGGAUUUCUCCUACAACAAUCUGACGGGACGCGUACCGAGCUGGGACGUCUUCCGGAACGCCUCUGCCGAGACUUUCGCUGGGAACUCGCUCUGUGGAGACAUCGCCGGGUUGCCCGCCUGUGAAACUAAUUCCAGUAGGAAGAAAGACAAUAACAGCUGGAAGAUCACCGUCGCCGUGGCUGUCCCCGUGGCCUUCUCGGUUGUCGUCAUCGUCGUCUUCACUGCUGUGAUCUUCUUCUACCGCCGUAGGCGAGGGCGGAAUGUCCUCGAGGCGGUCGGCCACCGCGGGGAGAAUUACAAAUCGGUCGCGUGGGAGAGGGAGGGGAAGUUCACCUUCAUCGACAUAGUCCACGCCACCGACAACUUUGCUGAGGCCUUCUGCAUCGGCAAGGGGGGAUUCGGCACCGUCUACAGGGCGAAGCUCCCCACGGGGCACGUCGUGGCCGUCAAACGUCUCAGCCUAGCGGAGUCGUCAGACAUCCCGGAGGCCAGCCUGAGGAACUUCGAGAACGAGAUCCGGGCGCUGACGGAGGUCCGCCACCGGAACAUCGUCAAGCUGCACGGCUCCUGCUCGAGUUCCGGCCGCAUGUACUUGGUCUACGAGUACCUGGAGAAGGGAAGCCUGCAGAAGGUGCUCUACGGGGAGGAAGGCGGCGUGGGCGGGAAGUUCGAUUGGGGGGCCAGAGUCCGAGUUGUCCGGGGGGUGGCCCACGCCCUCUCCUAUCUCCACCACGACCACUCCCCCCCCAUUGCCCACCGCGACGUGAAGACAAGCAAUAUCCUUUUGGAAGCCGACUUCGAGCCGCGGCUGUCCGACUUCGGCACCGCCAAGCUCCUGUUCGCUGAUUCCUCCAACUGGACCGGCGUCGCCGGCUCCUACGGCUACAUGGCUCCAGGUAAAACCAAAGAGACGGUCGCCGUCCCCGCACAUAUCCUAAGUCCUGCGGUCGGUUCCUUUGGUGUUGACCAAGCCUGACUCCCCGGGUGGUUGCCGUGCAGAGCUAGCGUUCACGAUGAAGGUGACGGAGAAGUGCGACGUGUACAGCUUCGGGGUGGUGGCGCUGGAAGUCAUGAUGGGGAAGCACCCGGCGGACCUGAUGGCCUCCCUGUCCUCCUCCGCUGACGGCGAGGCGCUGCUGUUGAAGGACGUCCUCGACCAGCGCCUGUCCCCUCCGACGGGGCAGCUGGCGGAGGAGGUCGUGUUCGUGGUCAAGAUGGCCCUGGCCUGCACCAACGAGGACCCGGAGGCUCGACCCACCAUGAGGUUCGUGGCUCAGGAGAUCUCUGCCCGAACCCAAGCUUACCUCUCCGAGCCGUUCGGCACCAUCACCGUCGGCAAGCUCGCCGUGUUUAAGAAGUAG